Molecule: messenger RNA, 1509 nt
Organism: Ustilago hordei
Lineage: Eukaryota; Fungi; Basidiomycota; Ustilaginomycetes; Ustilaginales; Ustilaginaceae
Exons: 1
Coding region: 1-1509 (502 amino acids)
Biological process (GO): chitin catabolic process; carbohydrate metabolic process
Cellular component (GO): extracellular region
Molecular function (GO): chitin binding; chitinase activity
Source: RefSeq, a predicted model, not a curated record
AUGAUGUUGUUACCACUUGGAAUGCUCGCUUUGGUGAGCUUGCUUGCACAGUCCGCCACAGCUAUGCUAGGGGAAUUGCCGGAGGGAUAUGUUCCAGGACACAUUGCUCGCACCACCGCUGGUGCGAGAUACAUUGCAGAGAAAAGUGUAAGCUAUGUACCGGAUCGACACACUUCGCACGGCUUGGGGCGGAGGAGGUCGAUAUGGCAAGUGUUAUUCGGCGAAAACAAAGAUGGGAUGAGGCGGAGGGCAGUCCCUUCAUCCCGGAUUCUUUCUCGUCGACCGAGUACCCGCAUCUCCCCCCGCAAACGCUCAUGUAAAGCUCGCUCUUCGAACUCCACCACCUCAUCCUCCGCCAGUUCAUCAUCUUCUUCUCCCUCAACUCCAACGGGGGCUCCGGAGGAUAGCAAAACGGGCACAAAUAAAAUCAUGGCUGGCUAUUGGGCCGACUGGACCUCAUCCACCUUCCCCGUCACUUCUAUAGACUACACCAAGUUCGACAAUCUCAACUACGCUUUUGCUAUCCCCACCUCCAACCUCGACCUCUCCAUCCCCACCGACCCCUCCGGCAACCUUCUUCGCAGGUUCGUCAAAGCUUGUAAAGCGGGAAACACCAAAGCGUUGCUCUCCAUUGGUGGGUGGGGUGGAUCAACGUACUUCUCCCUUGCUGUACGCACCGCAAGUGCUCGAGCUACUUUGAUUGGGAACAUCAUAAAGUACUACAACACUUACUCACUCGACGGUAUCGAUCUCGAUUGGGAAUAUCCAGGUCAAGUUGGAGCGGGAAAUCACUUAGAUCCGAGCGACACAGCAAACUUUCAAACUUUCCUCACUCAACUUCGUGCAGCAUUACCCCAAGGAGCACUCAUUACAGGAGCAGUAAGCCAUACUCCGUGGAGAGCAAGUAGCGGUCAUCCAGUAGCCAGUGUCGCCCGUGCAGCUGCAGCUAUGGAUUAUAUCAUGAUCAUGAACUACGAUGUUUGGGGAUCCUCCGCUAAUCCUGGCCCCAACGCACCACUGGCGAAUCUUUGUGGCAACUCAACCCAACCUCAAGCAAGUGCUGCGGCAGGAGUAAAAGCUUGGUCUGCUGCUGGUAUGCCCCGUAAUAAAAUCCUCCUUGGCAUUCCUGCUUAUGGAUACAUCAACACUUCCAGCAAGAAGACACUAAAACAGAAACGCGCGGUACAAUUGACUUCAAUGGACGCCUCCACCUCGUCCGGCCAAAUCAGUUUCUCCACCCUAGUUAAUCAAGGAGCUUUAAAGCUAGGAGCAGAGGCAUUGUACCAUGGCAGUGGAGGCUGGGUCAAAUACUGGGACGAUUGCUCGGACACGCCCUUCUUGAGCGAUGGGAACAAGGUAGUAACAUACGAUGAUACAAGUAGUAUCUAUGAUAAGGGAGCUUUUGUAGGUAAAGCCCGGAUUGGUGGGGUGAGUAUGUGGAGUUUAGAUGGCGAUACGAAGGAUUGGGCCUUGACGAAUAGUGUUAUUGCUGGUAUGAGCUCGAGCUGA